This is a messenger RNA of Alligator mississippiensis (American alligator), 5693 nucleotides long. It is a transcript of the gene PIK3C2G, whose product is annotated as phosphatidylinositol-4-phosphate 3-kinase catalytic subunit type 2 gamma. Gene Ontology annotation, cellular component: phosphatidylinositol 3-kinase complex; plasma membrane; cytoplasm. Gene Ontology annotation, biological process: phosphatidylinositol-mediated signaling; phosphatidylinositol-3-phosphate biosynthetic process; phosphatidylinositol 3-kinase/protein kinase B signal transduction. Gene Ontology annotation, molecular function: 1-phosphatidylinositol-3-kinase activity; 1-phosphatidylinositol-4-phosphate 3-kinase activity; phosphatidylinositol binding. The record is from RefSeq and is a predicted model, not a curated record. Lineage: Eukaryota; Metazoa; Chordata; Crocodylia; Alligatoridae.
CUGAUUCAAAUAGGAGAAGAUUUGGCCCAAUUUGGUGGUUGAAUCUCCAAUUCUGAAUUGAAUCAGGACCAAUAAAAAGGUCUGAAUUGAUUUUAAGCUCUCUGAAUCUUCAGAAAAGAUUAGGAGACUGAUUAUUCAGGCAGUCCCCGCCCACUGCAGCAGGGAACUGGAGCCAGACUCGGAGCUGAUACCUAUUCCUGUGGACCCAGUCCAAAUGACAGGUCAGAAUGCUCCAGCUCAUUGGACAAAUCUUGAUUACACGAUAUGAACAAUUCACAGAAGGUCAACAAAUUCCUCUGAGUGCACUAGAAUGACAAAGCUGAAUUUCACAGAAAGCCAUUGAGCAGACACACUGGACUGAGUGAUGUAAGAAGAACAACAUAAAGAAACACUGUCAACAACCACAAAAGUGACUAAUACCAUACAUUAUGCAGCACUAGCAACUGUGACUUGGGGGAAUUUUACCAUAAUCCCAAAGUGUCAAUAAGAUUCAUAAAUUGAAGCAGCUAUGGCGCACUUUUGGAAACCGCCUUUGACACAAGAGGAGUUAAAUGAAAAGCAAUAUGAGGGGCAAACAUCUUACUCCAUGUAUCAUUUUGUUCCUGCUAGCCAGGUCAGCCUAGGCCUGGAUCAUAUAGCUGGUGAAGUCAGCAGUGAAAUGUCCUUUUAUGGUCCAUCAGAUUCACAUGUUCCUGAAGAAACUGUUUUUUUCAUAUCAAACAUAAAUGCAACAGAACAGCAUUUUUAUGGAGUAAAUCAACCUCGGGUUCAUGGUGAAUUUUACUUUGGAAGUCCUGUAUCUCCUUGGCAACAAACCACAGGGCCACCAGCAGUUGGUUUCAGACCUUCUUUGUUACCAGGCUGUUAUAACUUCAGUGUUGAAGAUUCCUACCCAACAUAUCCCCUCGAAACAUACUACAACUAUGAUGCAUAUAGAAGAAAUAGCUCAAGUCAAAUUGAAGGUGAAUUUGGCUCAGUUGUGGAAGAAAAUGAGAAAAAGUUGAAUUUCCAUAUAGGCUUUGAACAUACAGAUGCUCAGUAUUUGAUGUUCUCAGGUGAUGUGUUACACAGAGAAAUAUCAAGUGAUAGUCCAAAUGGACAAGGAAUGAACAAUAGAAGUGGGGAUGCCAGGACUCCUUUCCCUGUAAGCUAUGGAGAAACUUACUUAACAGACUCUUCCACAAGAUUUACCUUGGACCCUCUCUGGCCUAGAACCUCUGAAAACUCUAUAAACAGCAAAGAGCUUGCAGGUUGGUCAAUCCAGCUGGUUGAAGUGGAUCAAGGGAGUAAUGAAAGCACAGCCUCCUUUUGCAGUGCAGUGAAGAAAAUACGAGAUUCAUGUCCUGCUUUUGACUCGAAGAAAAACACUAGGAAGAUCUGGAGUGUUGCAACAAUGGUCCCAAACCAGAUUCUUUGUAAAUCAAAGUUGAGAAUAAGCAUUUUGACAAACUGUUCCUCACAGCCACUGCAUCUUACACCAUAUGCUAGCUGCAUUGUCCGUGACUUAAUUGCAGAGAUCCUCUGUUGCACAGAUCAAUAUCCAGAGCAGGAAGAGUAUUUUCUCAUUGUGUGUGGGAUUGAUGAAGUUUUACAAAAUGAUCAGACUUUGGGUAGUCAUGACAGUCUCCGCAAGGCAGCCACUUCCAUUCAGCUUCAUCUACAGAAAGGCACCAGCUUCCAGCAAAGUUUGGCUCGAACGCAUGAAGAUGACCAAAGUCAGUUUAAUCUGAAUCAGCUGUUGGGAUAUCCAUGUAUUUGGAAACUAUCCAGGCAGAACCUUGUUGCAAUAACGAUGAAAUAUGAGCAUCAACUGGAGCAGCUAUUACAAAAUGAGCAUCAACAGCAUAAAGUGGAUAGCGUGAUUGAAGAAAUCAAGGCAAUCUGCAGCGCCCUCUCUUCUGUGGAAACCAGGGAUAUUACUGAUGCAGUUGAGAAACUCCAUUCAGUGCUUCUGGGGAAAGCACAGAUUUCUCUUCAAAAUUUAGAAACUCCAGUCAAAGUCUUAAUAGAGAACGUUGUGAGAGAGCUGUCUGCAGCCAUCUCCCACCUCAUCUAUGUUUACAGCAGAAGCUUCGAUACAAAUUUUCAGUCUGCAAUAAUCUCUAGCAGCCCUGUGUGUGCUGAUAUCAACCUGGAUUCACAGCUUGGCUUCAUUAUUUAUGCAGCCCAUAACAUCCCCGAAGCCUGGGUGAAAAGAAAAUACUCCUCCGAAUCAGGAGGAGCUGUUGGGUGCUCCCCCUGGUUCCAGCUCCCUCCUGGAGUCUCCACUGUCUCCCCUCUCCUACCGGCAGCAGAGCGCUGGCGGUUCGCGCGGCUGCAGCUGCGGAUGCGGCUCCUCCUCCCGCUGCUCUUCAGCCGCUACAGAGCUUUUUCUUUUUCCUGUUCAUUAACUUAUGGUGGGAAGACAAUAUAUCAAAUGAGGAACUGCAAAAAUACACGUAAAAAAUCAUUCUUUUUCUUGGCAAACUGGAAUGAAAAGGUUACCUUUCCUCUUCGAAUAAAGUCUCUUCCACGGGAAACUAUAUUGGCAAUAAAACUAUAUGGGGUAAACUAUGCAUCUCAAAAUACAGAAGUACUUGCUUGGACAUGUUGUCCCUUGUAUCCAAAGCAAAGGCUCAUUCAUGGAACUGUGUUGCUCAGCAUGGCAUUGUACAAUCACCUUCCAACAACAAUGCUCGCACCGGGUAUCUGUAACACGAGUUUGCCAGCACCAGUCACACUGCAGAUUGACUUUCCAGAAACUAAUUUGGACUUCAUUAAACCAGAGCCUGAGGAGGAAAGAAAUGACCUUGAAGAGCCAACUAAACAGUGCCUGAAGCAUAUCAGACAGUUUUCACAGAAGCAUUCUCUCUUGCUACUCUCAGAGCAAAAGAGAAGAUUCUUAUGGUUUUAUCGUUCCUAUUGCAAUAAUGAAAAUUGCUCCCUUCCUUUGGUCUUGGGCAGUGCACCCAGCUGGGAUCGAAAGGCCAUCUUGGAAAUGUAUGCAGUGUUAAAGAAUUGGAGAUUUUCUAACCCUUUGAAGGCACUCGGGCUUCUGACUUUCAGUUUUCCAGAUCAAGACAUUCGCAGAACUGCAGUCCAACAAAUAGAAAAUCUGUCAAAUGAUGAAUUGCUAGAAUACCUCCCACAGCUAGUUCAGGUAAUUAAGUUUGAAUGGAGUCUUGAAAGCCCUCUAGUGCAGUUCCUUCUAAAUCGCUGUCUUCAAAGCAUUCAAGUAACCCACCAACUUUACUGGCUGUUAAAGGAUGCACAGAAUGAAGCUCAUUUCAAAGGCUGGUAUCAGAAGCUGUUGGCUGCUCUCCAAUUCUGUGCUGGCAAAACCCUGAAUGAUGAGUUUUCUAAGGAGAGGAAACUUAUCAAAAUUCUGGGAGGCAUUGCUGAAAAAGUAAAGGCUGUCACCAAUCCAAGAAGACAGGAGGUGCUAAAGAUGGAAAUCAACAGACUUAAACAAUUCUUCCAGGAGGUAAAUGUUUGCCGGCUCCCCUUGAAUCCUGCACUGGUUGUACAAGGCAUAGAUUCAAAUACAAGUUCAUAUUUCACAUCCAGUGCUUUUCCAUUGAAAAUCUCCUUCAUCAAUGCAGAUACAGCAAGUAGAAAUAUCAAUGUGAUUUUUAAGAUGGGAGAUGAUCUACGUCAAGAUAUGCUAGUUCUGCAAAUUAUUUGAGUGAUGGACAGGAUUUGGUUUCAGGAGGGACUGGAUAUGCAAAUGAUCAUUUAUAGAUGUUUAUCUACAGGAAAAGGCCAAGGAUUGGUACAGAUGGUACCAGAUGCUACAACUCUAGCCAAAAUCCACAGGGAGUCCGGACUGAUAGGACCAUUAAAAGAAAACACCAUUAAAAAAUGGUUGAGUCACCAUCACCCUUUGGAAUCAAGUUACCAAGAGGCAGUAAGGAAUUUCUUCCAUUCCUGUGCUGGCUGGUGUGUUGUUACCUUCAUCCUGGGUGUCGGUGACCGACAUAAUGACAACAUCAUGCUGACAAACACUGGCCAUAUGUUCCAUAUUGAUUUUGGGAAAUUUUUAGGUCAUGCACAAAAAUUUGGAAGCAUUAAAAGGGACCGAGCUCCUUUCAUCUUUACUUCAGAGAUGGAGUAUUUCAUCACAAAAGGUGGGAAAAGCCCUCAGCGCUUCCAAGAAUUUGUGGAGCUUUGUUGUCGAGCUUAUAAUACAGUCAGGAAGCACAGUCAGUUGCUCUUGAACCUGUUGGAGAUGAUGCUGCAUGCAGGAUUGCCUGAACUGAACAGCAUCCAGGAUCUCAAGUAUGUGCAUGAUAACCUUCGUCCACAGGACUCAGACCUCCAAGCCACAAGCUACUUUACCAGAAAAAUAAAGGAAAGUUUGGAGUGCUUUCCUGUCAAACUCAAUAACCUGAUUCACACACUUGCACAAAUGUCACUGACAGGCUCUGCCAAGCCUUCAUCUUCUGACAUUGUUCCCCGAGAUGCUGAGGUGCUGAAUACAGAGAGUUCAAUUGCAAGAGCCACCAUUUUAGGGAUCAGCAAAAAGUCUGACUCUCUGUAUCUAGUCCAAGUUGUACAAACCUGCAACACUACAACCUUUGUGGAAAAGUCAUUUGACCAACUUUCAAAACUUCACGGCCACCUACAAAAGCAGUUUCCGUGGCAUUCUCUCCCAGAGUUCCCUCACUGGUGGCAUUUACCCUUUACAGAUCAAGGACAUAAAAGAAUGAAAGACCUGAAUCUCUAUCUUAAGCAGUUAUUGAGUGGACCCAGCAAAGUGGCUAACAAUGAAUACGUACUUAGCUUUUUCCUGGAUGGGUUGAAAAGUGACACAUUGGAAGAAUCCUCAUUUGUUAAUCUGGGUCCUAAAUCUCCUGAUCAGAAACCUGGAGUACAGUUAGUUAUUACCUAUGAGGGAACCUAUCUGACAAUAUUGUUGAAACACAUGAGGAGCAUUCAUCUCCCAGAUGGCUCUCCCCCAACUGCACAUGCUGAAUUUUAUCUUUUACCAGAUCCCAAUGAAGUCAGUAGGAGGAAAACAAAAGCAGUUCCAAAAAGCACUGACCCUACUUAUAAUGAAAUUGUUGUUUAUGAUGCUGUAACAGAACUCCAAGGACGUGUGCUAAAGCUUAUUGUGAAAAGCAAAGGAACAUUUGUGGGAGCUAUUAACAUUGAGCUGAACAGUGUCCAGUUAAAUGAAGAAAAGUGGUACCCAUUGGGGAACAGUAUAAUUUGAAUAUUGCCUUGGACAAUUACAUUAUUUAUUCAUUAAUAUUUCUUUGUCUGUUUCUUAUGACCAAUAUUGUUAUAUUACCUGACAUAUUUGCCUUUGAGAGUAUAAUGUACAGUAGGCCACUAACCACAUACAUUAAGUUACUAAUCCCAAGGAAAGUAUAAUCACUUUUUUAUGGCCCAUUGCCAUUCAGCUCUCUCCAUAUAUUUGCUAUCCUCUACUUGAAACAAGUUUCCAUUAGCAUGGGUAUAAGAAGGCAUAUGCCAGUAUCUUGCAGCAUUCAGUUGCAGUUACCUGGGGCAACUUUUUCUAUGGCAACAGGUAAGAUUUUUGUUCCUACUGAACACUGUUGGUCAUAUACUGCUAGAUGUGUUUUGUAUAAAAACUAAAAUCAAAGUGUGGCUGGAACCUGAUCCAAAGCCAAUUUAAGUCAAUGGUAGUCUCCCAUUGAGUUGGAUAGACUUAGGAUCAAGCCAACAUUAAACUUUUUGAUCCAGGUUCA